Molecule: messenger RNA, 1198 nt
Organism: Tinamus guttatus (white-throated tinamou)
Lineage: Eukaryota; Metazoa; Chordata; Aves; Tinamiformes; Tinamidae
Source: RefSeq, a predicted model, not a curated record
GGAGAUCACCUGAAGCUCAGUCUUUGUGCAUGGUCAUAGGAUUAAAGAUAAAGAAAUUUUGUAAUUCAUUGUUAAUCUUUACUGUUUCCUAGUGCCCAAGAUGUAUGCAGUGUGACACAAAAUUUGACUUCAUAACCAGAAAGCAUCACUGUCGAAGAUGCGGAAAGUGCUUCUGUGACAAGUGCUGCAGUAAAAAAGUGCCUCUGCCUCGGAUGUGCUUCGUGGACCCGGUGCGCCAGUGUGCUGAAUGUGCCCUCAUCUCUCAGAAGGAAACAGAGUUUUAUGACAAACAGCUUAAAGUGCUCAUGAACGGUGCUACAUUCUUCGUAACUCUGGGAACAUCAGACAAAUCUGAGCUAAUGGUGUGUCGACUGUCCAGCAAUCAGAGAUACCUGGUUUUGGAUGGAGACAGCCACUAUGAAAUUGAAAUUAUACAGAUUUCGACUGUUCAGAUACUUACGGAGGGAUUUACUCCUGGAGAAAAAGAUAUUCACACUUACACCAGCCUUCUGGAGAGCCAGCAGAUUCCUGAAGGAGGCAACAGCCGCGCCAUAGGGAUGGUGCUGCAGUACCGGGUGCCGGGCUCGCAGGAGCUCACGCAGAUGAAGUUUACAGCUGGGGAGGACUUCAGCUGCAACAAGAAGCUGUCGGCAGCCUGGCUGGCUGCUAUGCAUAAGGCAACAAAACUUCUUUACGAGUCACGGGACCAGUGAGAACAACAAACUGCUGCCAAUUUGAGGGAAGAUGCCACCUUCUAGGGACCUGCCUCUCACUUUUUGCUAAUUUGACAGCUGGUAACAUUUGCUAUUCCUGAUCCCUUCUCAUUCCAGUGUGAUUCAUUAUGUAAAACUGGAAAAAUGCAAUGGGUUUUUUUUUUUUUUUUUUUGAACCAUGAGUAUUCACUAUAGUGUGCAAUAUGUAUUCUACACUUAAUGCUUUAAACAGCCUCACCUUUUAAGACUUUGUAUAUUUUGUUAAACCUUUAUUGGCACUUAAUAUGAAAUAUGACCUGCACUACAGCUAAUGUACAGCACAACUUUUAUAGUAACAAUUAUGUAUAGUUUGCCCCAAAAAGCAAACUAAUGUGUAUGUCUCUUCUGCAGAGAAUAGCUUUUGGGUAUAGAUCUCAGGUUUUCCCCUUUAUCCAAAUGUUUUAAAUCAAUGUACAAUAAAUCUGCCUUAGGUAAAUUUUAUAGAA